This is a messenger RNA of Penaeus monodon (black tiger shrimp), 1797 nucleotides long. Its product is annotated as galactose-3-O-sulfotransferase 4-like. Gene Ontology annotation, molecular function: galactosylceramide sulfotransferase activity. Gene Ontology annotation, cellular component: membrane. The transcript is spliced from 5 exons. Gene Ontology annotation, biological process: glycolipid biosynthetic process. The record is from RefSeq and is a predicted model, not a curated record. The coding region runs from base 1 to 1134 and encodes 377 amino acids. NCBI's taxonomy places the organism in Eukaryota, Metazoa, Arthropoda, Malacostraca, Decapoda, Penaeidae.
AUGGCUCAAUUAAAGACUCCAUUGGCCGCUUUGUUGUGUCUGGUGCUCACGGUCGCUUCUUUAUCGAGAAUUCUACAUGUUCAGCAAAUCAGAUCUCCCGAGCCAGCAGCGAGUCAGGCGUCGUUCCCUCGCCCCUUGAAAUUACUCGAAAACCCGACUAAUUCUUGCGUUCCCCAAGACUCUGUGUAUUUCCUCAAAGUCCCAAAGUGCGCGUCGACCACCAGCUUCCAGAUCUUUGUCACAUACGGCAUCAAGCACAGCCUGACCUUCGCCAUCCCGCCCAAACCAGGACUAGUGCCAAUCUCGCCCAGAAUCCUUCCUCCCGAGUACCAUGGCUCACCCGACGGCCGCUACAACAUGGCCGUUUGUCACACGCAGUUCAACAGGGAGGGGGCGAGGCAGGUGGUGAAAGAAUCGGCCAAAUAUGUUGCAAUUAUACGGGAACCAGCAUCGCGCUUUGAGUCCGUCUGGUAUUAUGCAAACUAUGAAAGGAAAUUCCACACAAACCUCACUAAUUUCAUUAAAGCGACGACGUAUUCAAAGAAACAGAAGAUCUUCCUGAACACGAUCGCCAGCUAUUUCGGUGUCAAGGAUCCGAAAGACAGGAUAACCGAGAGGGAAAUGAACGUCAAGGCGAGAGAACUCCAGCAAAGUUUCGACUUGGUGAUGAUUACCGAGAGGUUUGACGAGUCCCUAGUUUUCCUGAAGCAUCUCAUGUGCUGGGACACCGAAGACCUGGCGUACGUGAGAGCUAAAGUGCGACAGCAGGAACACCGGACCAUCCUGACGGAGGCGGAGAAGGACAAACUCCGACGGAUAAACAGACAGGACGUCUUUCUGUACAAGUUCUUCAGGAGAAUCUUCGAGGAGAAAGUGAAGGCCUUCGGUAAGGAGAGGAUGGAGAGGGAAGUCAAGGAGAUUGGCGAGGCGAGCGCGCGUUUUAUCGAAGACUGUGGGGCUGAGCUCAAUGGGUCUUUUAGGACUGUGAAAACCUGGAGAGUCAACAACGACUCAAGCAUCUGUAGAAUGAUUAGGCUGAAUGGGGUUGAUAUUGAGAAGCAGCUGAGAAACAGACAAAGGAUAUGGGUCUCGAGUAACUUGACUUACGACUUGUCAACGUGGAAAUUCACUUAAAAAACGGAAAUUUUUCUUGAUGUAAGUGGGGGGGUGGGGUAUAGGAGAGUAAACAGAGAGAAAAUAAUACGCUAAACAUGUACAUAUCAUAUAGUAUUUUUUUUUAUUUUUAUGCCGCGUACAUUUCCCGAAUCACAGCUAGCACCGUUUCUGGAACAUGUAACAUACACGCUUCUAGACAAGCCAGAAACAUGUUGGUAAAAACCUGCCGUACACGAACGAAUGUUUGCCACUGUUUCGAAGCCACGGAUACACGGAUUCGAACAUCCAAGCAGGAUUACGUUGAACAUGGAAGUCCAGAGCAACGUUUCAAAAGAUAUUUCGAAGCAUGUUUACGAAUCGAGUAUGAAACCUAAUGGCUUAAUACGCCAUUUCAAUUAAUCCUUUUAUUUUGUGCUUCCUUGCGUUCUGUAAAUAGAAAAAAAUGUUAUUUAGAUUUCUUGAUAUUUAAACAUAUCGUUUCACUAUUUUUUCCCAAUAUAUUUAUCGUUGAAAUAUCAUAACCAACAGUAACAUAAGUCUAAUAAUAUGACUGAUAAUUAUAUCAGUAAAGAUAUAAUCCAGAUAAUCAUAUAUUUUCAGUCUAAUUUUCAAAUAUGUGUUGCUUUCAUGAACAUUGCGGUUAAUUAUAUGAAUAGAUAAAUCACUGUUUAUACUCUGUAA